Messenger RNA from Lactuca saligna, 2218 nucleotides. NCBI's taxonomy places the organism in Eukaryota, Viridiplantae, Streptophyta, Magnoliopsida, Asterales, Asteraceae. The record is from the annotation of a GenBank genome assembly.
CUUGAACAUCAACUCUCUGGCAUAUCUACAAGACUAUAACCCCCACAUCCCAUCCCAAAUUCCAAAACUUCCCUUGAUCACCCAAAAUACAACUUUUUUGCCCCUUUUUUUCCUCAUAAAUUUCUUUUCUUUUUAUCUCUUAUUUUUGUAAGUGGAUAUAUGGAAUUAUCUAGUUGGGUUUCUUGUUUAUUUGUAAAUAGAAUGAUUUAUAAACAAGAUUGGAAUGUAAAGUUAUUGAGGAAAACAAAAACUUGCGAAACGCCCCUCUCUUUACUUCUCCUUCAAUUAUUCAAUAACCAAUUUCCGCCCCCUAACCCAUUGCACUUAACCACCAAAUUGCAAUUAUUCAAAUACAAAAUUUCAAUCACAUCAUCAUUAUUAUUUUAUCAUAUGAAUGAAAGAAUCUUAUUUUUUCAUGAUCUGCACCUUCUUUCCCUCUAAAACAGAGGAAGAUUGUGGUUGAAGCCUACUCUUAUGUUUCAAACAUUAAGAGUUUAAACCCCUCUUUCCAUCCCAUUAAUUUCACAAAAUGCAUUUUCCCAAUACCAACAUUCUAUUGUUUUGCCUUUUAACUUCUCUCUUAUCUAUCAUAAGGGCCACUCUUAACCUCACACUUCCUUAUCAACACCCUAAUCCUGAAGCUGUUGUUCAAGAAGUACAGAGGAGAGUAAAUGUAUCGAUAUAUAGAAGAGAAAUGCUGGACAUCGGCGGCGGCUGUCUCACCGGAAACCCAAUUGACGAUUGCUGGAAGUGCGAUCCGAACUGGGGAAACGACCGGCAACGCCUAGCCGACUGCGGCAUUGGGUUCGGCCGGUUUGCAUUAGGCGGAAAAGGCGGCCAGUAUUACAUCGUCACCGACUCCUCCGACAACGACGUCAUCAACCCAACUCCGGGAACCCUCCGAUACGGCGUCUUACUAUCCGAACCCCUAUGGAUCAUCUUUGCAUCCAGCAUGCUCAUCAAACUCAAACACGAACUCAUCUUCAACAGCUACAAAACCAUCGACGGCCGCGGCGUCAACGUCGCAAUCACCGGCGGCGGUUGUAUCACCCUCCAGUACGUCACCAACGUCAUCAUCCACAAUAUACGCGUCUUCGACUGUAAACCCUCCGGGAACGCCGACAUAAGGUCAAGUCCAACGCAUGUCGGCCGGAGAGGAUUAUCCGACGGCGACGGGAUUUCAAUUUCCGGUUCAAGAAACAUAUGGAUCGAUCACUGUUCUCUUUCUCAUUGUACAGACGGCUUGAUUGAUGCAAUUCUUGGGUCCACCGCCAUUACUAUUUCAAACAGUUAUUUCACUCAUCAUAACGAAGUUAUGCUCAUGGGUCACGACGAUGCAUACUUGCCGGAUAAAGGGAUGCAGGUUACAUUUGCGUUUAAUCAUUUUGGGAAAGGGUUGAUACAAAGAAUGCCAAGAUGUCGACAUGGAUAUUUUCAUGUGGUAAACAAUGAUUUCACCGAAUGGAAGAUGUACGCCAUUGGUGGAAGUGCGAAUCCUACGAUCAAUAGUCAGGGUAACCGCUAUAUUGCGCCACCGGAUCCUAACGCAAAAGAGGUUACAAAACGAGUGGAAGCAAACGAAAAGAAGUGGGUAGGGUGGAACUGGAGGACAGAUGGUGACUUGAUGGAAAAUGACCAACUCACUAUGAAUGCCGGUGUCUUCGGUGGUAUGAGGGAUGACGUUGGAACUGUGUCAUAUGGUGAUGGACCCAUCACUACCGGCGGUGAAAGCAGGAAUAAUGGUGAGAACGGCGGCCAUGAUGACGAUGACUACUUUGGGAUGAUAUUUGGUAGCGGCGCGACAACACAAUCACCACCACCCACCAAUAUCUUUUUGAUUUCACUAGUUUUUAUAGGUUUAUUUAUCAUUACCAUGAAUGGUGAUGGCUUUUUUACAUUAUUAUCAUUGGUUUUACUAUAGUGAAAAUUUGGGGGAUUCGGUAUAAAAAGGUAAAAAGAAGAAAGGAAAAAAAAUUCAUAAUUUUAUCAUUAUAUAUGCAUAUGAAAAUAACAAAAGUUAAUUAGAUAAAUGACUACAGCUAUUUAGUUAUUAAUGAAUCCAACGUUUACUCUUGUUUCCUUAGGUUUUUUUUUAUUCUAGUUGCAUAUUGGAACUUUGAAAAAACUUUACCUAAAAUAAAAUUUGGUGACGUCAAUUUAGGGUUAAUCACAGUUAACUUUGCAUAUAAAACAGAAAUAAGUUUGUAUUUUUGUUGGU